AUGGCUGAUUUCGUGGAGCCCCCCGUCUCUGUGCCCCCAGAGCAGAAACACGGAAACACCUUGCCCUCAACAACGUCAACGUUCGGAUCGAGCACCGAGUUCGAAGAGACGGAGCCAUCCGGUGUGCCCGAGAGCAGCACGCCCCCGCAAAGCCAGCAAGUCAAGUUGGUUCCUCCACCCAAGGAAGUGGCCGAGAAAUGUCCUUCGAACCUAAUGCAGGAAGAAGUACCAGUGGAGCUGAAGGGGCCAGCCUCGCCCAACUACGGCGCGGAGAUGACGCCCUUCCAGCAGAAAGUGGCCAACGUCACCUGCUGCUUCAGCUUCAGCGUCAUCCUGGUCACCGUCGUGGCGGUCGUGGCUCUCGCGCUUACAAAUCGGGUGCAGCGGCCGAGGCGCGAGGCGCUCAAGGAGUGUGGCCAGGGUCACUGCAGCCGCGAGCUGCGGUAUCUGGACGCCGUCGUGGACACCGCCGUGGACCCGUGUUCCGACUUCUACGCUUACAUGUGCAACCGUUGGAGCGGCCGGCACGCCGGCGCGGGAUUCCUGCAGGACGCGUUCGACAAGUUCUUCGGGACUCUCGCGACGGCCGUGCUGCAGACGCGCCCCGCUGUCUUCGGUGGUGAGGCUCAAGUUUUUCAGGUUGGAAAAACCUUGCUCCAGGACUGCAUCGGGUACAUGAACGCAGAAAAGCCCGACCUACCGCGGGACGUCACUUCAGUGCUUAACGUCCUCAACUUAUCGGCCCUUCUGGCAAGCAACUCGUCCAGGGUUGCCUUGGUGCUCUCCCUCAACAUGUCAUUCGCAACCGGCUUACACUGCCUAGUGGCCAUCACGCGUAGGAAGAAACGUCAGGGAGGGAUUACGUAUCUGUACUUGUACAGAACACCCAGCUUACGCCAAGAGCUCCGGGCACAGACCGAGGACGAUGGCCUUUAUCUCUAUAUUCACUCUCUGAUAAACCUGAUAUCGCCGUCCGAGCAGAACGCUUCAACUGCCGGAGCUCGAGACGUCAUCGACAUCGACAGCGUGCUUGAGUCCUUUGACACGGACGAGAGGAAAGAGACGUGGCUCCUUCCGGAAGUGCUGAAGAGGGACACGUCAUUUCCGGAAGGCGUGUGGAGAGAGGCUUUCCGCUCGUUCAGAGUCGGGGGCCUUGUCGAUGUUGACGUAGAUGAGGUCUUGUUCAGCGGCUACAGGCAGACUAGCAGCGUCUUCAGGCACCUCGACUACAUGCCUGCACCGGCGACGACCUGGUACUUGGCAAUGCUGUUCCUGGCACAGGCGCUACGCGUAGAUUACGCCAGGCGGUAUCAAUCGGGUCGCACCCGAGACCAGGAAUAUCUCUGCUUGGACGCCGUCAACCGAGCACUCGAACUUCACUGGCACAACUUCGUGAGCAACCUCACCUUCGCCGGUCUGGUUGGCGACUCCGAGCUGGACGUCAUGUUCAGGCGACUUCGCGAGAAGAUCGUGCCUGCCUGGCUCAGCAACGAGACAGCGCUGAUGGCUCAGGAGAAACUCAGCGCGUUGUCCUACAGGGCAUACGUGCCUUCCGGCGAUGACGCCUUUACAGGAACACCAGGAUACAACAUGACGUACGUGGCGCAAGAGGCAGAUGCUGCACUGAGCCGGCCGUUUCCCGGAAAUUACGUGGCUCUGCGAAUCUUGACGCAACGGGAAACUGUGCUGGCGAGGCCACCCGACGCAGCGGAAGCGGAAAUGGCCAGGCUCUGGGCCCAUCCUUGGCCCGUCUACAACGAGGUCCCCGGCACCGUCAUCUUGCCGUCGGCGUACUUGGACAGACCCCUUAUGUACGCCCGGUCCGCGACCCCGGAGGUGAACUACGCCACCGUCGGGGUGGUGAUGGCCAAGGCACUUGCCAAUGCCAUUGGUCCCAACUCAAGGUGGAACGCGACGUCUUCCGGGUCCUGGUGGGGAACCGAGGCCAGCUUCUCCUACUCGAUGCUGGCGGGCUGCCUGCGUCAGCACUCGGACCCCAACGUGAUCGCCAACCCGAUGGACCCACAGCCCAGGAGGUCCGCGGCGUUCAAGUCGAGCCUGUUCUCCUGGAUGCGCGCGGCCAGGGCAGGGCUGGAUGCGCUCCGGGACCAGUUCCGUGGCUCGAACCGCACCGAGAAACAGUGGGGCCGGGCUCAGCGCGUGUUCUUCAAGCGCUUCUGCCUCCUCUCCUGCGGUUCGGAGCGGUGGGAUGCCAUGUCGCCGCUCGAGCGAUGUACGUGGCCUCUGCUCAGCAUGCCGGAGUUUCGAGACGCGUUCAGCUGCAGGAACGACACGAUCGAGCACUUCGACAGCACGUGCGCUUCACUCUGA
This is a messenger RNA of Dermacentor silvarum, 2331 nucleotides long. RefSeq lists its product as uncharacterized. Gene Ontology annotation, molecular function: metalloendopeptidase activity. Lineage: Eukaryota; Metazoa; Arthropoda; Arachnida; Ixodida; Ixodidae. Gene Ontology annotation, cellular component: plasma membrane. The transcript has 8 exons. The record is from RefSeq and is a predicted model, not a curated record. Bases 1 to 2331 code for a protein of 776 amino acids. Gene Ontology annotation, biological process: protein processing.